This is a messenger RNA of Mesorhabditis belari, 1083 nucleotides long. NCBI's taxonomy places the organism in Eukaryota, Metazoa, Nematoda, Chromadorea, Rhabditida, Rhabditidae. The record is from the annotation of a GenBank genome assembly.
AUGGCUUUGCCGCUGCUUGCGUGUGGAGACAGGGCAACAAAGAAAGAAAGAAUGAAUCCAAUUACGCUCGAGAUUUGCAAGCAUUUGGACACAGUGGCGGCAAAAUACGAUUUGGACGGAGACUCGAUGUUGGAUGUAUUGGGAAAAGUGGUCGAUCAUUACAAAAAUCCAGUCACAUACAACUACUUGAAUAUGAAUGCUGAUUAUAGCCGCCAAAUCCACGCCCAAUCUACAAAAGUCACGCCAAUUCCACUCAUUGAUUUGGAUGAUGAGAGAGCGACCUCAAGCACUUCUCCAGUGGCUUCAAUUUUUGAUGAGAAUAAGAAGAAGGCAUGUCCAUGUGUUCCAUUUGAUCCAACGAUGCCCUGUUUCAACAAACAACUCGAAUCCGAUGAGUAUUAUGCGCUGGCUGAAUUGGAAGAGCUCAGCCUUGGUGACCGCGUGCUCUGUUUCAUGAACAUCAAAUCGGGAAGGAUCGUUGAAGGGAUCAUCACGAGUUUCACGAAAGAUAUGCGACCACAUGUGAAAAGAUUGAUGGCCAAUGGUAGAUAUACGGAUGAGAAGCGACCCGUUGGAUGUCAAUAUAACAGGCACAAAGUCAUCUACAAAGCAACAAAGAGGAUUGGCGAGAAUCUCGAUGAAGGUGGCUAUUCGAAAUGGGAAAAUUACGAGGAAACGGAUGAUGAUCUGAUGGUGAUCCCGAAGCAAGAUGAUGGUGAAUACGACUUUGAACUUCAGGGAGGAAAGGUAUCGAUGGCUGACAGCCCAAAUUCGACAGGUGAUGGAAAGGCGAAGAGACAACAAAGAACGUACAGUGUGGAUUUUAAGUUGGAAGUGGUCGAUUACGUGAAGGAAAAUCCAAUCAAAAACGAGGCAGCACGGAAAUUCGGUGUCGCGUCGAAACGAAUUCGCGAGUGGAUUGCACAAGAAGCCGAUCUUCGAUCAGCUCAAAUCAAAAGGGCACGCCAAAUUGAAGAGCUUGAGAGAGGAAACGUCGAAAUCGUUGAAGGUCCACCCAUCAAGCUUCCAGUCUUCUUAAACUCGGAUGAUGGAUUCGAUGAUUUGAAAUUGGAAACACUCGAC